Molecule: messenger RNA, 2302 nt
Organism: Monascus purpureus
Lineage: Eukaryota; Fungi; Ascomycota; Eurotiomycetes; Eurotiales; Aspergillaceae
Source: the annotation of a GenBank genome assembly
AUGAUCCUUCCGGCCUUUGCUCUUCUCGCCCUCUCUUCCGUCGUGGCCGCGCAUAGUGACCAUAACCAGGCUCCAGUGGCUGGUCCAUAUAAGGAUAUAUGGUAUAACACACUCCCUGGCGAUGGGGGAAUUCAGGCCGACUCUGUGUUCAGCGGUAUUUCGACCUUUGGUAGAAUCCCAUAUCAUCCAUGUCUAGCCAGCGAUGAGGAGAAAUACGACAUUGCUUUUAUCGGGGCUCCUUUUGACACUGGCACUUCGUACAGACCCGGUGCUCGGUUUGGGCCCAGUGGCAUUCGGCAGGGAUCGCGCAGAUUGAACCUCUACGGUGGAUAUAAUGUGCCCUUGAAGGCAAAUCCGUUCCAUGGUGGCCUGAAGGUGCUGGAUUGUGGUGAUAUCCCUGUUACCUCGUACGACAACGAAUGGGCCAUCCGCCAGAUAGAAGAAGGCCACAACAGCAUCCUCAUGAGAAAGCCCUUCACAGAUGCCAACAAGAAAGGCAUCUCCAAGACCGGGAAGACACUCCCCCGCAUCAUCACCCUCGGAGGCGACCAUACCAUCACUCUCCCCAUCCUCCGCAGUCUGAACAGGGCCUACGGACCGGUCACCGUCGUCCACUUCGACAGCCACCUCGACACAUGGAAGCCCAAGGUCUUCGGUGGUUCCCCGUCCAAGACUGCGUCCGUUAACCACGGAACGUACUUCUACCACGCUGCCAUGGAGGGACUCCUGAAGAACGACACAAACAUCCACGCGGGCAUCCGGACGACUCUUUCCGGUCCCUCGGACUACGAGAAUGACGGAUACUGCGGGUUCGAGAUUGUUGAGGCGAGGGAGAUUGAUACCAUUGGCACCGACGGCAUCAUCAAACGAAUCCGCCAAAGAGUAGGAACUAACCCUAUCUACGUCUCCAUCGACAUCGACUCCCUCGAUCCGGCCUUUGCCCCGGCAACAGGCACGCCCGAGACAGGAGGCUGGAGCACGCGCGAACUCCGCACCAUCAUCCGCGGCCUGGACGGUCUAAAUAUCAUCGGCGCUGAUAUCGUCGAGGUGGCGCCUGCUUAUGAUACGGCUGCUGAGCAUACUACUAUGGCCGCCGCUGAUGCACUCUACGAGGUGAUGACGAUCAUGACCAAAGCCGGUCCAUUGACUCUUCCUGAGAAUGAGGCUGAUGAGUGGUAGCUGCUUGCGUUUGUGGACGGGGGUGUCCGAGCCGUGCUGGGUCGGGUCGUAGGGUGUACCGUAUUGGUUUUCCUGGUUUGGUCUGUUCUACUGGGGGAACUGUGUUGAUGUAUAUAACCCCGUGGUGCCGGUUUGUUCUGAAAAGGAAUGAAGGAUUUGAGUGUAUAGUAUCAAGUGGAAGGCAUUUAUUUAUUUGUCAGUUCAAGGCCGUCAUUAUGCAUGACUGAGUAGGUGUCAUACCCCAGCGUAUACAUGAAAAUAAAAGAUAUCCCAACGCCAACCCAACCAUGCGGAAAUCAAGCUUACACAGACCCAAAUAACUUCACUUGGUAAAUACAAGUGACAUUCCCGCCCCAGUUCGAUGUGACCCGGAAAACGACCUUGUUAACCCUGAUCCCCGGUAGAUCAACGAUCGCCUCUAGGGGAAACUCCUGCGCAUAGUCUCGGCCAUGGAGGUUGUAUUCCCAGCGACCGAGGCGGUAAAAUCCCUUACCCAUGUACUCGUCACCGGCGGCGUCCGUUGAGUACGAGGUUUCCGGUUCCUUCUCGUAGACUUUUCGUAGGACGCCCAUGAUGGUCUCGUGGAGUAGGAAUUUCCCCGAUAAGCUGUAGGAAUACGGUGUGGGGGAUGAUGAGGUGGGGAUCUUUUCCGGCUGCAGACGAGAUGGGAUGAUUGACAGCCAUCGAGGGAACCAGGAGAACAGUGAGGCUGACGGUGAAUCGGGCACUUCGCCCCAGUACUGAGCCCAAAGUUCCAUGCGUCGCGGGGCAACGUCCGGCAUGAGUGUCGCCUCAUGGGGUAUGUGUUCGAUUUCCACACUUGCGGGGACAAUCUGCCGGCCGAGUGAUACUGCUAGCUGUACCAUUCCAUUCCGGGGAGUACUGCACCAGCAAUCGCCGACAUCGUUCCAGGGGAGGAAAACGGUAGCAGGGGAGUUUUCUUUCCGUCCGCCAAAGACCCAGAAAUACACUCGCUGAAACCAAUUUGGCUUCUUGCCAGCCGUCGGAGUGGUUCUGUUAGGAUCGACGAUGGGCCCGGUUCCAUACGACAAAAAGUUGAUCUUCGACUUUGCCUUGUGACCCGGUAUGGGUCGGGCGUUGUUAUCGAAAAUCGUGUUGGCUA